UUGUAACUAGAAAAACUAUAAACCUUUCUUCUUUAACUUAUGCCUCUGUCUCUUAUAUAGUAACUAGAAAAUUUAGGUAACUUGCGUACGGUUAUUAUUUACUUAUUCUUGUAAUUUUAUCAUUUAAGAGUAAUAAAUGAUUAUUUAUAUUUUAUGAAUUGAAAAUGAACCUGUCAAUCUUAGAUUAUAUAUAUAUAGAUUGGUAAGCAAGCAUAAUUUAUACAUUACACUAAUUUCUAUUAAGAAGGAGAGUGAGGAAGGUGAUUAAGUCUACUAAUUAAUUGUUAAGAAAAUGAUAAGGGGCAAGAGAUUUGAAGGAAAAGUGGCCAUUGUGACUGGUUCCACUCAGGGCAUAGGCUACAGCAUUGCUCACCGUCUUGGCUUGGAAGGUGCCUCUGUUGUCAUCUCCUCCCGCAACCAGGAAAAUGUUGAUGAAGCAACCCAAAAGCUUAAAGGUCAAGGAAUCCGAGUGUUGGGGCUUGUUUGUCAUGUCUCUAAUGCCCAACAAAGAAAAGAUCUCAUACACAAGACAGUCGAGAAAUUUGGAAAGAUAAAUGUGAUUGUUUUAAAUGCUGCUGUCAAUCCAAUGGCUGGCAAAAGCAUAGCCACGAUUAUGGGAACUCAAGAAUCCAUUCUUGACAAGAUGUGGGAAGUAAAUAUUAAAGCUCCUAUUCUUCUUAUGCAGGAGGCUGCUCCGCACAUGAAGAAUGGCUCAAUUAUUUUCAUUUCUUCUAUAUCUGCCUAUGUACAGCCAAUUUCAUGGGCUAUGUACGGAGUGACUAAGACAACUCUACUUGGGCUUACAAAGGCUCUUGCUUCAGAACUAGGCCCAGAAGUGCGAGUAAAUUGUGUUGCUUCUGGAGUUGUGCCGACUCGCUUCGGCGAGAUAAUUACAAAAAGUGAAACUGUUAUGAAAAUAAUUCUGGAUAGUAGUCAACUGAAGAGGCUUGGUACCCCUGAAGAGAUUGCUGCUGCUGCUGUUUUUUUGGCUUCUGAUGAUGCUUCCUACAUUACUGGAGAAACCCUUGUGGUGGCUGGAGGCAUCCCAUCCCGGCUGUAAUAAUAAUAAUAAUAAUAAUAAUAAUAAUAAUAAUAAUAAUAAUAAUAAUAAUAAUAAUAAUAUAAUCCCAUAUAAAAUAAUAAUUAUAGACUCCAUUUAAGAUCAAUACUCGGUCCAGUUACAAAAGCCUGCCCAGUUUAAUAUUCUAUAUUUUACUUCUGUUAAAAUUAUAUAAUAUUAAAUAGACUAUAUAUGUGUUACUUCUA
Molecule: messenger RNA, 1266 nt
Organism: Cannabis sativa
Lineage: Eukaryota; Viridiplantae; Streptophyta; Magnoliopsida; Rosales; Cannabaceae
Product: tropinone reductase-like 3
Exons: 6
Coding region: 293-1060 (255 amino acids)
Source: RefSeq, a predicted model, not a curated record